GGUGCUCGCGCCGUACCUCUCGCAGGCCAUGUUGGCUUCGACAGCAUGCCCGACCAGCUUGUCAACAAAUCUGUCAAUCAUGGAUUUUGCUUCAACAUCCUCUGUGUCGGUGAGACGGGACUGGGCAAGUCCACCCUGAUGGACACACUGUUCAACACCAAGUUCGAGGGUGAGCCCACCCAGCACAACCAACCUGGGGUGACGCUAAAGUCCAACACCUAUGAACUGCAGGAGAGCAACGUCCGCCUCAAGCUCACCGUUGUCAACACAGUGGGCUUUGGAGACCAGAUAAACAAAGAAGACAGCUACAAGUCCAUUGUUGAAUUCAUCGAUGCCCAGUUCGAAGCAUACCUCCAAGAGGAGUUGAAGAUUAAGCGCACUCUACAUAGCUACCACGACACCCGCAUCCACGCAUGUCUCUACUUUAUUGCCCCCACGGGACACUCGCUGAAAUCCCUGGACCUGGUGACCAUGAAGAAGCUGGACAGCAAGGUCAACAUUAUCCCAAUCGUCGCCAAAUCCGACGCCAUCUCUAAGAGCGAGCUGGCCAAGUUCAAGAUCAAAAUCACCAGCGAGCUAGUCAGCAACGGCGUGCAGAUCUACCAGUUCCCCACUGACGACGAGUCCGUCGCAGAGAUCAACUCCAGCAUGAACAGCCAUUUGCCCUUCGCCGUGGUGGGUAGCACGGAAGAGGUAAAAAUCGGGAACAAGAUGGUGAAGGCCCGCCAGUACCCCUGGGGCACAGUGCAGGUGGAGAACGAGAAUCACUGCGACUUUGUCAAACUGCGAGAAAUGCUGAUUCGGGUCAACAUGGAGGACCUGCGGGAGCAGACGCACACGCGCCAUUACGAGCUGUACCGCCGCUGCAAGUUGGAGGAGAUGGGCUUCAAGGACACAGACCCUGACAGCAAGCCCUUCAGUCUGCAGGAGACAUAUGAAGCAAAGAGGAACGAGUUCAUGGGCGAGCUGCAGAAGAAGGAAGAAGAAAUGCGGCAAAUGUUUGUUCAGAGAGUCAAAGAGAAAGAGGCGGAGCUGAAGGAAGCGGAAAAAGAGCUGCACGAAAAGUUUGAUCGUUUGAAGAAACUGCACCAGGAUGAGAAGAAAAAGCUGGAGGACAAGAAAAAGUCCCUGGACGAUGAGCUUAACACGUUCAAACAGAAAAAGACUGCCACUGAGCUCUUGCAGAAUCAAGCCCAGCAGGCAGGGGGCUCUACCACGCUCAAACGGGACAAAGAGAAGAAAAAUACUCCCUGGCUCUGCACUGAGUAG
Messenger RNA from Nerophis lumbriciformis (worm pipefish), 1269 nucleotides. NCBI's taxonomy places the organism in Eukaryota, Metazoa, Chordata, Actinopteri, Syngnathiformes, Syngnathidae. The record is from RefSeq and is a predicted model, not a curated record.